Messenger RNA from Guyanagaster necrorhizus, 996 nucleotides. RefSeq lists its product as uncharacterized. Lineage: Eukaryota; Fungi; Basidiomycota; Agaricomycetes; Agaricales; Physalacriaceae. The transcript is spliced from 3 exons. The coding region runs from base 310 to 891 and encodes 193 amino acids. The record is from RefSeq and is a predicted model, not a curated record.
UGUUCUUUGGGGCCCUGGCGCGCGCCCUAUAUCAGGGGGGAGCGAACCUUCCGUAGUCACUCCAAUUCUGUGCUCGAUCAAAUAUCAUAGGUCACUGUCGAUCUCCAGGUUAUUAUACGUCCUCUGCCUUACUGAUUGUUCUUUUCCUGGUUAUUUUACGGGGACAGCCUGAGGAUAUUUUGGACAUGAAAUAAAGGGGUCAGGGUAUCUCUGCCCUCGUUCCUGGAUACGGUGUAUUUAAACCUUGUGCCGAUUGUCAAAGGGGGCAUCUCCUUUCUUUCCGACCCCCAUCUUUUGCUGUUGAAAAAUAUGCAUCGUUUAUCACUCUUUUUUGUGGCUGUAGCGGGCCUCCAAGGAACGCUUGGACAAACCUCUCUUUAUGUUCCCGGCUUUGACUCCCAGGCUUUGAGCGUUAAAGUCGCUGGUGUGAGUGACGGCCAUACUACGUAUAUCAUUCAGCCCGCAGCCGAUGCUACGGAUUCUGGAUUCGUGGGCACAGGUACUCCCACACUCGUCGAAGGCUCAGAUUAUGCUUCUUUGACCUACGCCGACCCAGACUCAUCUGCAGCCUUGACCCUCGGCUACGAGUGUUCGAUCGCUGCCGGUGUCGCCGUUUGUUCAGGUGUCGCUGACGGUGUUACGAUCUUGGAAACGGAGACUGUGUCUGCCUUUGCGGUUGAAGGUGGAGCCACAUCUACAGCGGCCGGUAGCGUAACCACCAAGUCCUCGUCGACAGCCAAGACCGGGUCUGGCAGUUCCAGUGCUACUGCUACGUCGACCAGCACCGCCGCCUCUUCAACUAAGUCGAACUCGAGCAGCUUUGUUUUGGCUUCAUUGGAGACUGUUAUGGGAGCAACCGGAGUGCUUUUGGGUCUUAUGUCGGUGUUGUGAUUGAACGAGGUUCUGAACCAUCACAAAUUCUCGUCCCUCCUUAGUCACGUCGUUCGUUAAUAUAUUGUUUCUUUUCGUAUAUUAUGCGCUCUUUGGAAAUCGUUU